Molecule: messenger RNA, 1167 nt
Organism: Neltuma alba
Lineage: Eukaryota; Viridiplantae; Streptophyta; Magnoliopsida; Fabales; Fabaceae
Product: aspartyl protease family protein At5g10770-like
Exons: 4
Coding region: 1-1167 (388 amino acids)
Biological process (GO): proteolysis
Molecular function (GO): aspartic-type endopeptidase activity
Source: RefSeq, a predicted model, not a curated record
AUGGCCUCUCACAAUAAGUAUUGUUUCUUUUUUGCUUCUGUUUUAGGUAUAAUCAUCUUCAACAAUGAAGCCGCCAUUGAAGAAGAAAUAGAGGCCAUAGGAAACCAACAAUGGCUAACUGUUUCUCUCUCCUCGCUCUUUCCAUCAUCCACUUCCUCACCUAAUUUCACAGGAUUGAAGAAGAAAUCGAGCCUAGAAGUGAUGCAGAGACAUGGGCCAUGUUGUGAAGAAAAGCAUAACGGAGCAGAACCUAAAUCUCCAACACAUACUGAUAUCCUUAGUGAAGAUCAGGAAAGGGUCAAUUCAAUUCAUUCCAAGCUCUCCAAAGGGUUCGGCCAUGAAAACAUGAAGCAGCCGGAUUCUGCAAGCAUUCCGGCGAGGUCUGGCGUACCCAUUGGCUCCGGUGGCUACAUUGUCACCGUCGGCUUGGGAUAUCGACAAUGUGCUAAUUCUACCCAAACAUGCAUAUAUAAUGUUGAAUACGUUGACACCUCCUCCUCCGUCGGCUUUCUCAGCAAAGAAAGGCUCACCAUCGCCGCUGACACCUUUGACAACUUCUUGUUUGGUUGUGGCCAAAACAACCGUGGGGAUUCCUAUGGCGGCGCCGCUGGCAUACUCGGCCUCGGUCGCCACCCUAUCUCCUUCGUUCAGCAAACAGCAAAUACUUAUAACAAGGUCUUCUCUUAUUGUCUCCCUUCCACCCCUAGCUCGGUCGGCCAUCUCACCUUUGGGAGCGGGGAAGUUCCCAAAAAUGUCCAAUACACUCCGAUCACCACCAUCCCCAACUUAAACUGGUUCUACGGCAUCAACAUCAUAGGAAUUACCGUCGGUGGAACAACACUAUCAUCUGCUACUUCUACACUGUCAUCGGCCAAAGCAAUCAUUGACGUCGGCACAACCAUCACGAGGCUUCCGCCGUCGGUGUAUGCUGCUCUGAGAUCGGAGUUCCAGCAAAAGAUGGCGAUGUAUCCGAUGGCAAGCGAGUUAGUAAUACUGGACACGUGUUAUGAUUUGAGCGGGUACGAGACGGUUUGUUUGGCUUUUGCUCCAAAUAAAAGGGAAGAGGAUGUGCUUAUUCUGGGUAAUGUUCAGCAGAAGACAAUAGAGGUGGUGCAUGAUCUCAAUGCAGAAAGGCUUGGAUUUGGGCCUCCUGGUGGCUGCAAAUGA